UGUAGAUACUGAAAGCAUUUCUGGUUUCGGGAUGGAAUCAAUUUCUGGUUCCAAAAAUUGCGAUCGGAGGACAAAGGUCAAAGAACUGCGAUACAUUUGUGGAAUUUCUUGUGAAGAAUUUAAAAAUGUGAUAUACCCGAAGCGAGUUCCAGUUGUGCUUAGAGGAUUUGACCUUGGAUCCUGCACGAGCAAAUGGACCGUAGAGUAUUUGGUAUCACAGGCUGGAGACAAAAAUGUUACCACUCAUGUCUCAGAAAUCCCACAGAUGGAUUUUCUAAAUAAAAAUUUUCUCUAUCGGAUUUUACCAUUCUCAGAACUGGUCAAACGAGCAUCACAAGAUUCCAAUGAAGAAUUUUUCAUUUGUCCGGAGGAGAAAUACUAUCUGCGUUCGUUAGGAGACGACCCACGGAAUACAGUUGCAAACAUCGAAGAACAGUUUCCGCAAAUAGCAAAUGAUUUGAACAUUCCGGAUCUUUUUCCUGCCAAAUCCUUCUUCUCCAGUGUCUUCCGUAUUGCUUCAAAAUCAACCCAACUCUGGACCCACUAUGAUAUCAUGGAUAAUAUACUGAUGCAAAUCAAAGGCCGUAAACGAGUUGUGCUGUUCAGCCCCCAAGAUGCUCACUACCUUUACCUCCAAGAUGGCAAAUCUACAGUUUUAGACAUUGACAAUAUAAACACGGAGAAGUUUCCAUUAUUCCUGAAAGCAACUCGGUAUGAGUGUAUCUUGGAGCCAGGGGACAUUCUCUUUAUCCCAGCUCUGUGGUUCCACAACGUUAUAUCAGAGGAGUUUGGAAUUGCUGUCAAUGUUUUCUGGAAACACCUGGAUCCCACUCUCUAUAACCCCAAAGAUCCCUAUGGAAACAAGGACCCUUUAGCAAUGCAGAGUGCUACACAGAUUGUCGACCGAGCGAUAAAAACUUUGGGUGUUUUGCCUCCUGAAUAUAAAGAUUUUUAUGCCCGUUUGUUGGUCUCUCGAAUUGAACGUAAAUGUUAUUUAAAACAGUCAAAUGAUGACACAGAAGAACCAUCUAUGGAAGACUCAUGAUAUACAUAUAUAUAUAUAUAUAUAUAUAUAUAUAUUAUGUCUGGGGAGGGCCAUUCUCUUUCAGUGCCUUAU
Messenger RNA from Octopus sinensis (East Asian common octopus), 1117 nucleotides. Its product is annotated as tRNA wybutosine-synthesizing protein 5-like. The record is from RefSeq and is a predicted model, not a curated record. Bases 32 to 1045 code for a protein of 337 amino acids. NCBI's taxonomy places the organism in Eukaryota, Metazoa, Mollusca, Cephalopoda, Octopoda, Octopodidae. Gene Ontology annotation, molecular function: tRNA binding; 2-oxoglutarate-dependent dioxygenase activity. The transcript has 7 exons. Gene Ontology annotation, biological process: wybutosine biosynthetic process.